Caenorhabditis remanei is the source of this 5562-nucleotide messenger RNA. RefSeq lists its product as uncharacterized. The record is from RefSeq and is a predicted model, not a curated record. The transcript is spliced from 18 exons. Gene Ontology annotation, biological process: regulation of gene expression. Gene Ontology annotation, cellular component: MLL3/4 complex. NCBI's taxonomy places the organism in Eukaryota, Metazoa, Nematoda, Chromadorea, Rhabditida, Rhabditidae. Gene Ontology annotation, molecular function: chromatin DNA binding; RNA polymerase II cis-regulatory region sequence-specific DNA binding; histone H3K27me2/H3K27me3 demethylase activity. Bases 1 to 5562 code for a protein of 1853 amino acids.
AUGGCUUCUUCCGACGAAUCGAGAUCGAGCACGCCAUCAGACGAGGAGACCGUAGACACCGACUACGAGAAUUUGUGUCCCAAAUCUAGAUUGACUGCAGUUCACAGACUCCUGUCUUCUAGGGAAGAUUCUUUGGAACUCGAGGAACGCAUUCAAAGUGCACUUUUGUGCACAAAGUGUUCUCGAAUGGACAGUCUGUCGGAAACUGAAAAAUUACAAGCAGGAAUAACUGUUAUGGUGAGAGGUCAGGGACGUAAUGAGGUCUUCGAGGAACUCAACAAAGCGAAAAAAAACAUUGAAUCCCACCAGAAAAUUGACGAAGAAAUUAAUGACGUUAUAGGAAAACCAAAAAAUCAAAAACCAGACGAAGUCCAAUCUUCUUCGGUUUCAUGGAUAACUAAACGGACUGACAACUCUAAAUUCUGUUAUCGAUGCAUACCACUCUGCCUCGAUGAUCAAAAAAAAGAAAAUGAUGUCAAAAAGGCAAUGGUUCUGGACUUAGAUCGGUAUCUCAAUUGUUUUCUCUACCUAAGAUUUAUACCUUCGGAAGAUUUCGAUGCACAACAAAUGUUCGACAGUGCAUUUGAAUGCCAAAACUGCCCGAACAUUGGAACAACAAGUCAAUAUGUACAAAAGUGUGCAAAAUUAGUCGUCCUGAUGAGGCAACAAGGACGUGUUGCUGCCCUUGGGAUAGUAGAGGAGGUCAACAAUUUGGCUAAGAGGCAGAGACAAACCGCUGCCUCCAGGAGUGCUGGAUCCUCUAAUAAGCGUCAUUGGAAGAACUAUUUGAAUUUCAACAAACGAUCCCAAACACCAAAAAAAGGACCAAUACACUCGGCGGGUUCUCGAAGCGAUGAAGUUACUGGCCUCGGCAUGGGAGAGCAUCUGCCGCUGCAGGGAUCCCUGGGAAUUCAAUGCGCUUCGUCUGUUGCAGAGUUUCAAAAAAAGAGUUUAGAAAAAAACCAAUCAUCCUCUUCUGAUCCCAACGGCACGACGAUUGCAACCAGUACAAAUUAUGAUUAUCCUCAUUGUUAUUUUCUUUUGGGAUCACAGGAAAACCAACAAAGUGGUGGUGAAACUUUAUCAGCAAUCUCGAAAAAUGCUCCUGCUCCCGUCUAUCCAAAGACAGGUUCAAUUCAGCGUCUAGCCGGGUUCAACAUCGAUGCGCUAUUAAGUCCUUCCACAGAUGGAGGUAAUAAAACUAACAAAGAGUCGGAUUCAGUUCCAACUUCUUCAACAGCAGACACAAAUAAAAAGAAAAUGACUGGAGGAAAAGAAGUAGAUGAUGGAAAUAAAACAACAGAGAAUGAGCAGAAACCUCAAAAUGCACGAGUUUCUGCCAAUCCGGCUCUCAAGCAAAUUCAAGAGGUUGUCACAGAGGAGACAUCAGAGUCAGCUGGAAAGGCAGAUGUCAGAUUUUCUCCACGUCCACUUCCUCAGACUACACUAGAGCAUUCAAGAAACAAUGAGGAGGAAAGUACAAUUGAUGACAGAGAACCAUCAAUUACUCCUCAACCGUACUCAAACAAACAAAAAGCACAAUGCUCGGAAGCUUCUCCAAGCCAUAAACGCGUCGACGGGGAAGAACAUCUUCUAUUGCAGAAGCCAGUGGAAAUCCAGCCUUCUUUAUCUUUGCUUACUGUGCCGACUACAGAGAUAGAGCAAGAAAAAGAACAGCUUGAAGGAAACGAACAUGUCGCAGAAAAAGGAACAACCCUGACGAGACAGGAAUCUUCCACAGAUGGAGAUAAUAUCAUUGACAAAGAGCCGAUUCCAGUCGAAACUUCUUCAACAGCAGUCACAAAUGAAAAAGAGACAACUGCAUCUGCAGAACAACCCGUAGAUGAUGGACAUCGAAAGAAAGGGGAUGAGGAGAGUUCCCAAAGUGCAACAGUUCCUGUCAAUCCGGCUCUUGAGAAAAUUCAAGAGGAUGUCACAGAAGAGACAACAGAAUCAGCUGAAAUGAUAGAUGACAGAUUUUCUCUACGUCUAAUCAGACAAACAUCAGAGGAUUUGAGAAACAAUGGCAAGGAAAUUCCAAUGGAUGAAGGAGAACUAUCAAAUACUCUUCAACCGCAAGCAAACGAGCAAGAACCACAACGCUCGGAGUGCUCUCCCAACCAAAAAGUGGAUCUUGCCGUCGACCGGGAAAAUCAUCUGUCAUUGCAGAAACCAAUGGAAAUCCAGCCUUCUUUGUCUUCGCUCACUGUGCCGACUACAGAGAUAGAGGAUGCAAAAGAACAGCUUGAAGGAAACGAACAUGUCGCAGAGGAAGAAUCACCCUCGACGAGCCAGGAAGCAACUUCUGGAGCUAAAAAAAGAAGGAAACGAAGACGUGGAGGCGCAGGAACUCAAAAACGCAGAAGAACUGCUUCUUCUAAGACAAAAGAAGCGAAAACUCCCUCAGUCGAAGAAGUAAAUUCUCAAAUUGAUGAUGAAGUUGAUUCACAGAAUUCUGCAUUUUCUUCGGUGCCUGCAGUACCCAGCAGCAGCAGCACGCGCAGGAGAUACGUAAGGCUUCCAGUUCAAACACCUCCAGAAAAAAGAAUUCAACUAAGAAGCAGAGAGCUCCUUGUCGGACAGUCUGCAGAAGUUCCAGGAAUAAAUUCAGAAGAAGGCCAAUCAACAUCUUCUGCUCCCAUCAUUUCAAUUUCUGACGUUCCUUCUACCUCAUCGUCUUUUGUGCCAGCCCAGGAAAUAUCUGCAGUUUCUGCUCCCGUCUAUCCAGAGACUCUUUCAACCGGCUCAAACAGGACUGUGAAAUAUAGUUUUUCCACAGAUGGAGAUGAUACCAUUCACGAAGAGUGGGAUCGAGUUGAAACAUCUUCCACAGCAGACGCAAAUAAAAAGAAAAUGACUGGAGGACAAAAAGUAGAUGAUGGAAAUAAAACGAAAGUGAAUGAGCAGAGUCCCCAAAAUGCACUAGUUCCUGUCAAUCAAGUUCAAGACAAAGAUAUUCUACAAACAGAAAAUGAAAAAACAAGACCAAACUCGACUGAGAAUGAGAUGAGUGCAGCUGCAGGAGAAGAUGAAGAUAAUGGAAUUGAUAUGGAAGUGGAUCAGCAAAAUGAACAGAAUGACACAGAAGAGACACCAGAAUUAGCUUUGAAUACAGAUGACAGAUCUUUUCCACUUCAGGCUACACCAGAGGAUUUGAGAAACAAUGCCACCACUUCGUCACCUCCAGGAAUCAACUUCCCCCUGAAUCCUGAAUCUGAUUCAAAACCGGAAGGAAAAGUUGAAGAACAGUAUGAUAUGGAUUACGAAGAACCAUCAACAUCUAAUCAAAGGCCCACUACCUCAGACCAGGGCAUUGAGGAAGAGGAGCAAGAGGAGCACGUCGGGAUCAGUGUCAAAACCAGGAAGCCACAAAAAGAGAACAAAAAGAAAGGGCCACGAAAACAGAAAAAAGCGAUAAAGGAGACAGAGGAGGAAAGAAAGAAGAGAGAGCUCCGCGAGCACUCAUGGAACUGGUUAAUCACCCAUAAACUGAUAACCAUUCAUGCGGAAGAGACAGAGAAAGACAAGAAAAAAGAAGAGAAAGACCGAGUGCCGCCGAUCAAAAGGAACGUAGUAGCGAAUGAAGGUGUCGAUUGCCACUACAUGAGACGUGUUUUCGAUCUGGAAACACAGUUCCCAGAUCAAGAUGACUAUCGUCAUUGUACAGAAUAUUUGAAGAAGCUCUGCACGGAAGUGGUUUCAUGUGAGGAGAAACCCCGGAAUACAAAAGUUGCACCUUCUGUCCCACUUCCUCCGCCUCCAAGAAUCUCUUUGACGGGUCCGAUGUAUCAUUCUCACAACAUUACAUCGGCUCAUGUAUUGAAGGAAGCAGCUAACUGGACUCAAAGCCAGAUAAACACUGUGUACCAAAAAUCAAAGGAGCUGAAACGUCCGGAUCCAGACAAAAAAUUGUUCGAAGAAGAAGCAGUUUUUUAUAGUGAUGGUUCACCAAACACUGAGGAGAAGGACAAAUGCCGCCGAGCCUGCCCUGUUCUUGAAGUCGAAAACAAAGAACAAGUGCUGUCUCCGGAGUUUGAAAAAACUGCGACAAAAGCUCCGGUCACAGUUAUAAGUGGAGUUUUCAAGGUUCUCGAUAUCGAUACAAAUCUUUUUUCGCGUGAGGAAAUAGCCAAAGUCGUGCCAGAGGAAGAGAUCAAAGUCCUCUACCAAGUUCCACAGGCUGCGGACCAGAAUAAAAGCUAUAAAGGAGAGGAUACAUGGACAGUCCCUAUUGUUGAUGAUGAAGAAGUACUGAUGAAAGAUUUCGAAAGUGGCAUGAAAGCAGAUUAUAAACACGCCAAAGAGAUUUAUGACGCAGUUUUGGACAGUGAGAAUACAGAAGAGGCAGAGAGAAAGCUGAAAGAAUUCGCAGCCACAAUGCCAAAAAUCCAUCUCCCUCCAAAAAAUGGUUAUUAUAACAAACAGAAGCUGGAUCGAACUCUUCCGUGGAUUCGUUUCGGAUCAAAUAUCGAUUUGCUCCAGGAGCACUACUCUGCUCAAUUUGAGUCGCUGAAAAAGCUCCCAGAGUUCUUAAGACCCACCGGCAGAAACAAUAUGCUCAAUUUGCUUGCUGUGAAGGUCUUAGGAGUGAACACUGUACAGUUGUACGUGAAGAGCUGCGGAUGCCGUACUGCCGCCCACAUGGAGAACUCCCUGAUGGCAAGUAUCAAUUGGAACAGAGGACCCGGAAGCUGCGUAUGGUACGCCAUCCCGUACGAGUAUUGGGGCGAAAUCGAGCGACUUACAAAGGAGAACAAAGUCGACUACCACGAUCUGGACUACUGGCCGGGAGAGGACAAACUUGUGGAGAAAAACAUCCCCUUCUACAAGUUUGAGCAAAAGGCAGAUGAGCUAGUGUAUCUGAACACCGGAUGCUUCCAUUUCGUUCAAUCAAAUGGAUAUUGUGAAAAUGUCUCCUGGAACGUCGGGCAGCCAACAUUCACCCAACUCGCAACUUCGAUGGUGGCGUUUGACCACUACAUGGAGUCAAACAAGUACAACCAAGUUCCUGUGAUUCAGAUGGUGUGGCUUGCUGCCAAGAAUAAGAAGUUUGUGAACGAUCCUGAAAUGUACCGGUUGAUGAGGAACAUUAUGAUCAGGAGCUUAGCCCAUACGAAAUGGUAUCAGGACUACCUCGAAUCUAACAAUUAUCGCCUCAAACUUCGUUGGUCUGAUGAUUAUAAUCCACGAUGCGAAGUCUGCGGAACCGAAGUAUUUAAUAUCUGUCGGUACACGGUAUCAAUUGUCAACGGAAAAGAAGUGACCAAUGACUUUUGCAGCCAGUGCGAUCUUCCAGAAAAAUACAAAAGUAAGAAGAUCAAGUUUGUACACAUGUUCUCUGAGAAAGAUCUGUGUGACAUCUUUGAUGCAUUCGUACCGGACUGCAAGGUUCCAGAAAGUUCAAGUGAGAAUGGGCCAACUCCAGGACCUUCCUCUUCACUUCCAUCCCAACCGCAAACUCCUGGACCUUCCACAGCCCCCUACGUGGAAGACAAGGAUGCAACUCCAAAUUCUCCUUCUUCGUCUCAAUCCCAGCAAACUGCAGGACCUUCCUCAAUCUGA